UGAUUUUUUUUUUUAAAUAAAAAUAAAAAAUAAAAAACCGGAUCAACAGAUCAGAUCACCAGGUUAAUAUGCAGAACGGGUUAAUAACUUUGACCAUGCCUUCCAAAAAUUUAAAAACUCCAAAACGGUUGAAGCUUGAAAAGAGGCUAGAUAGAUCACAACAGAGAGACAGAGAGAGAGGAUGAUGGAAGGAUUGAGUGAAGACGAAAGAAAGGCACUAAGAGGAAGCAAAUUCGCACCUCUCCCUCCUCCUUCCUUUCGUUCCCAACAACCCAGGUUAGCGCAUCCUGGCGGACCAUUAAGGACUAAUAAAGCUGCAGCCUUGGCUAAAUUUCUUGAAAGAAAACUUCAAGACCCAAAUGGGUUGGCUUCCAUUGAUCCUGAUAUCCUUGAGUUGGCUGUCAAGAAUGUCAAAGACACUGUCUUGACUAGUGGCACUUCAAAGUCUGGAACAAUUAUUCAUCAUGUGACUGACUUUGGCAACUCUGAGGAGUCUUUUGAAGAAGACAGAGUAGAAAAAUCUUCACCAAAGAAACGAAAGGGAAAGAACAAGAAAAGGGGGAAGAAGAACAAAAAACAGAAGAUAGUAGAUGAUAGUGAAUGUGCAAAUUUGAAAAAGCGCAAAAAGAAGUUGAAAUUGUGAUAACCAUUGGGGAUUUAAUGCCUUAGUUGUUGGAAGAAUUCAGUAGAUUCUUUGAGAAGUACUCAUCAUGGCUGCAAUAUGUGUGUGUGAUCAAAUGACAAAAAUCUUGGUUGCGGCAAAUUAGGAUAAGUUGCAGAUCUCCCUGAAUGUGCAAAGCAAGGGCUUGUUGCUACUAUUUCUCAUCAGCAACAGUAGAGGAAAGAUCUGUUACCAAUUUUCGCAGUCAAGUUAGUAUCUUCCUCUUUAUAUUCUUUUUCAUUGAUGUAAAAGAACUCCCAACUUGUUAUUUUUUGUACCGAGCAGAUCAAUCUGGUGACUGUUUAAGUGUGGGACUUCGAUGGUUUCCCCUCAGAGUAGCAAAUUGUAAAAUCUGGUCGAGGGAUCUUAUUUGCUUUUUACAAUAUUUAUAGUUGCCAUGGGAAAACUUUUAGUUUGGGCUACCAGUAAGCCAAGCUGAGCUAAAAUUUGACAUGCUUAAGCUUUGGUUCUUCUUCUUCUUUCA
Populus trichocarpa (black cottonwood) is the source of this 1145-nucleotide messenger RNA. RefSeq lists its product as uncharacterized. The record is from RefSeq and is a predicted model, not a curated record. The transcript has 5 exons. Bases 182 to 643 code for a protein of 153 amino acids. NCBI's taxonomy places the organism in Eukaryota, Viridiplantae, Streptophyta, Magnoliopsida, Malpighiales, Salicaceae.